Molecule: messenger RNA, 1531 nt
Organism: Neltuma alba
Lineage: Eukaryota; Viridiplantae; Streptophyta; Magnoliopsida; Fabales; Fabaceae
Product: ubiquitin fusion degradation protein 1 homolog
Exons: 10
Coding region: 287-1243 (318 amino acids)
Biological process (GO): ubiquitin-dependent protein catabolic process; ERAD pathway
Cellular component (GO): VCP-NPL4-UFD1 AAA ATPase complex
Molecular function (GO): polyubiquitin modification-dependent protein binding
Source: RefSeq, a predicted model, not a curated record
AGAUUUAUCUUCUAUAACCUACCAAGCACGGUCUAUAAUUUCAUAUUACGCACCGAAUUGCAUCUGCAAUCCAGACCUUGACUGUUCCCGUUUCCAGCUUCGAAAUCAGAAGCAAAACUGUGCGUUUUCCUUGAUUAAAAGGGAAAAAUUUUCACUUCAAAUUUUCGAUCAGAGUUCUCAAUUCAGCUUUUGAGGGCUGUUUCUGUUAUUGAAGCUCAGAAUCGUUUCGUUUUAGUGGGAGCUUCGAGGGUUGAUCAUCUGUUGUGAAAAUCUUACAAAAUUUAAAAUGUUUUUUGAUGGAUAUGGAUACCACGGUACAUCUUUUGAGCAGAUUUAUCGAUGUUACCCUGCUUCUUUUAUUGAUAAGCCUCAAAUAGAAAGUGGCGAUAAAAUUAUAAUGCCUCCUUCAGCCCUCGACCGUCUAGCAUCUCUGCAUAUUGAUUAUCCGAUGUUGUUUGAACUUCGGAAUGAAGCUGCCGAGCGGGUGUCUCAUUGUGGGGUUCUGGAGUUCAUUGCAGAGGAAGGCAUGGUGUAUAUGCCAUAUUGGAUGAUGGAAAACAUGCUUUUACAAGAGGGGGACAUAGUGAAAUUGAAAAAUGCUACGCUUCCAAAGGGGAAAUACGUUAAAUUGCAACCACACACAACGGAUUUCUUGGAUAUCUCCAAUCCUAAAGCCAUAUUAGAAACAACAUUGAGAAAUUACUCCUGUUUGACGACUGGAGAUAGUAUCAUGGUGGCAUACAACAACAAAAAAUAUUACAUAGAUAUUGUAGAAACCAAGCCUUCCAAUGCAAUAAGCAUCAUUGAGACGGAUUGUGAGGUGGACUUUGCACCUCCCUUGGAUUACAAAGAACCUGAAAAGCCCAUUGCCCCACUUUCUGGUAGCAAGGCACUAAAGAAAGAUGAAGAGGCCCCUCCUGAAACUGAACCCAAAUUCAACCCGUUUUCUGGGGCUGGGCGACGUUUGGAUGGAAAACCCUUGAAUUAUCAGCCACCGCCACUUUCUUCUUCGGGGUCUAAGGACAAGAGACCCAGAGUUAUAAAUAGCGAUGCGCAGUCUUCUGCAGCAUCUACUUCACAAAGCAACUCUCGCGAAUCCCAAGGAAAGCUUGUGUUUGGUUCAAAUGCAAACCGGUCUAAAGAAACCGCAAAGGGAAAAGAGACAAAACAAGAGCCAUCCCAACAGAAAGAAGAACCGAAGUUUCAGCCUUUUACAGGGAAGAAGUACUCGCUUCGAGGUUAACAUAAAAUCAAAUGCCUUCAAACGUUUAUUGUAAUUUGCUUCAAGGAUAAGUUAAUGGAUCAAAGGAUACAUCAAAAUGUUGUGUUGAUCCAUAAUUUGAUAUAGAUAGGUGAGUUGAUAAGACGCACGAGAGCUUGUGUAUCAACGAGGCUUUGGCCUCUUAGAGCUUAUUUCUGGCUUAUUUAUGCUCAUUGCCCUGUCUGCUUUCAGGCUUUUAUUGGAAAUAACUCUUUUCUUUUAUUAUUUAUAUUUUAUUGAAAUGACAAAAAUACUCUGAUAUUUAGGUCA